CGGAGACCGCCAGGCGCGGCGGGAGGAUGUCGGCGCGCGGAGGGCGUGCGUCGCCCCCCUGCCCCGCCCGCGCCCCCCGUCCCGGGGGACCCCGCGCCCCGGGGAAGCCCCGCGCGGGGUGCCGGGCGCCCGCCCCAGUCCCUCCGCCUCCCCGAAGCCCGGGGCUGCCUCCUCGGGCCGCGCCGGGGCCGUCCCGCACUGCGCAUGAGCGGGAGCCCGGCAAGCCCGUGAGAGGAGCCGCCGCUGCCGCCGCCGUCCAUUCGCUGCGGAGCCGGAGGAGGAGGGGAGAGGCCUGGAGGACACCAACAUGAACAAGUUGAAAUCAUCGCAGAAGGAUAAAGUUCGUCAGUUUAUGAUCUUCACACAAUCUAGUGAAAAAACAGCAGUAAGUUGUCUGUCUCAAAAUGACUGGAAGUUAGAUGUUGCAACAGACAAUUUUUUCCAAAAUCCUGAACUUUAUAUACGAGAGAGUGUAAAAGGAUCAUUGGACAGGAAGAAGUUAGAACAACUAUACAAUAGAUACAAAGAUCCUCAAGAUGAAAAUAAAAUUGGAAUAGAUGGUAUACAGCAGUUCUGUGAUGACCUGGCACUCGAUCCAGCCAGUAUUAGUGUGUUGAUCAUUGCGUGGAAGUUCAGAGCAGCAACGCAGUGCGAGUUCUCCAAACAGGAGUUCAUGGAUGGCAUGACAGAGUUAGGAUGUGACAGCAUAGAAAAACUAAAGGCCCAGAUACCCAAGAUGGAACAAGAAUUGAAAGAACCAGGACGAUUUAAGGAUUUUUACCAGUUUACCUUUAAUUUUGCAAAGAAUCCAGGACAAAAAGGAUUAGAUCUAGAAAUGGCCAUUGCCUACUGGAAUUUAGUGCUUAAUGGAAGAUUUAAAUUCUUAGACUUAUGGAAUAAAUUUUUGUUGGAACAUCAUAAACGAUCAAUACCAAAAGAUACUUGGAAUCUUCUUUUAGACUUCAGUACAAUGAUUGCAGAUGACAUGUCUAAUUAUGAUGAAGAAGGAGCAUGGCCUGUUCUUAUUGAUGACUUUGUGGAAUUUGCACGCCCUCAAAUUGCUGGGACAAAAAGUACAACAGUGUAGCACUAAAGGAACCUUCUAGAAUGUACAUAGUCUGUACAAUAAAUACAACGGAAAAUUGCACAGUCAAUUUCUGCUGGCUGGACUGAACUGAAGAUCAAUCCUCACAAUUCAGACUGAGGGUUGUGUCAAAACUUUAAGGAUACAUCUUGGACCAUAUCGUAUUUCAUUCUUCUAAUGGUGGUUUGGGCUUGUCUUCUAGUCUGGGCCGCUCUAAACAUUUAUAAUUCCAACAUUGUGGAUUUCAUCUUAUAUCUGUGGACCAUCCUAGUUUAUUCUCCCAUAAGUCUUAGGAGCUUUAUGGUGAUUAUUUUGAGGUUUCCAUUCUUGCAUAAAGCACAAUGCUGUCUUCAUCAGAAAACAGUUUGGCAUAAGAAUUAAACAUAUGAACAUCACAAACAAUUUAUAAAAACUUCUUAAAUAUAUGCUUUGGGCUAGUUGCAAAGACUAUGCUGAUAGCACUUCCAAUGAGAGUGAUAUAUUUAAGUGUACCGGAUCUGGAAUGGUGUUUUGGUUUGGGGGGAUUUUUUUUUUCCCGGGCAAAUCACAUGUAUUGUUGAUGUGAGUAGAGUAACUGAUGUCAAAAUAACCAAUGUGAAAAAUUUUUAGGAUAACUUGGUGUGCCUACCUGAAAAAUUUAUUGUGUUUCAGACCCUCGAUUUCAAAAGGUUCCACAGAACUAGUCUGCACUUAACCUUACCCAUGUUUAUAUAUAGUUGUCUUAACAGGGAGCUUUUAUUUAGAAAAUGUCUGCAUAAUGUUAGAUUCUACUCCUGUCUACAUUAUGCACUACAUAAUUGGAUUUCAUUAUGAUUUUGAAAUGCUUAUAUGCCUGUCGAAUAAGUUAAACUAUUUAAUUUGUUUUGAAUGUUUUAGAGUGCUACACAAUACAAUAUUCUAAAUUUAGGCAUGAGGGUUUUAUUUUUUGUUUUGUUUUUUGGUUUUUUUGUCAGCGCACUAUGGAACACAAAUGAAAUUCUCUUAAUUUAUAAGAAGAUAGUAGGAAUUAAAUUUUGAAAAUGGUUGUGAUGAGCCAUGAAGUUCAAUCCUUAUAGGUACUGCUUUCAGACAAAUAGUCCAUUUUUGAUGACUUCUUAUUUUGUUGAAAUUCCUUUAACUGCUGAUCACUGUGGUUGCCAAAUACUUCAGGAGCAAAAAUUUUCAAGCAAGCAUGUACUUGAUGCAAAAUACCAAUCUGGCUUUUAUUUUCAUAAAUUAGUUUCUUCACCUUUUUUUGUUUUAUUCAAAUAAGCUCAGUUUUCACGUCAAAACAGAAUUCUCUCUUGUGUGUAUUUUUUUCAUUACAAGACCCAUGAACUGCUUUCAUGCUGAAGAUGCUCAUUUCUCUGUUCACUUCCUGACAUGUGAAGGGUUUAUUGCUUUCUUAAACAUUUCUGUAAGGCAAGUAAAAAAAUGGAAAACUUCAUAUGUUGGAUGACUUUGGUCUCUAGCAGGAAAAGAUUUUGCUUGGUAUAUCCAGGCAACUCUAUAAGGUCCAGUGUUGAAAUUAUCAAAGGAAUGUACUUCAGAACAGCAGUACAUUUUAUGUAGAUGUGGAAAUGAUUUUAAGAAACAAUGACAUCUUACUACUACUUUUUAUUUACACAGUUCUGAAACUGACUAGAAAGCUUUCCCCAUAGAUAUUAUAUUAAUAUUCCAAUCAUAACUUUAACUCAAGAAUAUAAUUCUACCAAAAGAAUAUUUUGAAAAUUUCUAUUCAGUUUACUGGAAUUGGUUAUUAAAAAAAAAAAAAAAAGAAAAAAAGAAGAAUCCUGCUGCUUUCAGUAUUUCCUGACUUCAUGUUUGUAAAUAUAAAGACGAACUUCAAUUAUGAAAAAUUUAAAAAGAUAUAUAUAUAUGUACUAUUUUGUUUCUGUCUGGAAGAUUUUGAGUUAUGGUAUUUUCAGAUUGAUUAAUUUGAGUAUGCUGUGUUUUAAAAUGAGAUCCCAUUAGCUUUUUUUUUUUUUUUCCAAUAGAAAAUUGUUUUCUUCAAAGUCUGAUAUUGGUUCAUGGCUUAGUGCCUUGGGUUUACAGACUUUUCCUUUUAAAUGCAAGACCUUUUUCAACAAAAUAGUGUUUGUCAUCAUUUUGGUACUAAACAUUUAUAAUUACUGUGUAAUUAUAAACAAAAAAUACAUAAAGCUUUGAAUAUAAUUAUGUAGCAUAAAAGUUAAGGUUGUUCACUCUAUGAUGGCAUCUUAGAAUUAAACAAUACUAUUACUAGGGCUGAAAAGAGAAGACUGGUUUAAUGUGGUGUGAUUAUUUUGAGGAUAAAUGCCUGGUUACAGGGAAUAUUUUAUACUAAAACAAUGCUUAUGCAUAUGGCCAUGUAUGUGUGUGCAUGUGUGUGCGUUUGUGAGAGAGAUUGACAAGAGUGAGAGAUUGAAAGAGACAUGUUGACACACACACACACACACACACACACACACACACACACACACACCUUGAAAUGCUUUAAUUCAUUAGUGUUUCAGUCUUCAUUUUGGUAAACUCCCCAGGCAGAUUCUUUGUUUUAAAUUGAACCACAGGUACAGUUUCCUUUUUGCCAAAUGUCAAAACAGGUACACAUUUUAAAAUGUACUGCUUUUUAAAUAGUAAAGUGUAUAAAAUUAGAAGUGCCCACAUCUAAAAAAAUACUUGAGAUCAAGAUUAUCUUUAGUGACUAUCAUCUGCAUAUCUCUGUAAGUUCAAAUGUGCUUCUUACAAUCCCUGUCAUAUUACCAACAGAGGCAAUAAAAGCUUCAGUGAAAUUGCCAUGACUAAA
This is a messenger RNA of Leopardus geoffroyi (Geoffroy's cat), 3848 nucleotides long. It is a transcript of the gene DCUN1D1, whose product is annotated as defective in cullin neddylation 1 domain containing 1. Gene Ontology annotation, molecular function: cullin family protein binding; ubiquitin conjugating enzyme binding; ubiquitin-like protein binding. Gene Ontology annotation, cellular component: ubiquitin ligase complex. NCBI's taxonomy places the organism in Eukaryota, Metazoa, Chordata, Mammalia, Carnivora, Felidae. Bases 308 to 1087 code for a protein of 259 amino acids. Gene Ontology annotation, biological process: positive regulation of ubiquitin-protein transferase activity; protein neddylation. The transcript has 7 exons. The record is from RefSeq and is a predicted model, not a curated record.